AUAGCGUCCUGGUACCAAGGAGGAGGGUAAUUUUAUCUUGGUGAUUGGGUAGAAGUUGUGGUUUCUAUAAAAAUAGGCCGCAAGAUUAUUUUUUUUCAACAUGUCUUCCAUUUCAAGUAUGGCAAGGUUUAAGAAUCCAAACAAAUCUGGAACUGUUCCAUCUUUGAGCAGAAGCAGUAAUCUACGUCGUAGUGGCAGUAUGGGGAGCCUUCGACGUAGUACCACUCCAACUGGCUUAGCUCCUAAUUUUAAUGCUACGAAGACAUCAAAGAGUACUGCUAGUUAUCCAAACUUGGAGGCAGAGUAUAUUAAAAAUCUUCAACAGCAAAUCUACUUCCUAGAACUUGAAGCUAAUUUUCUUAGAGACCAGACAAAAAAAGCAACUGAACUGCAUCCAAAGAUGACAGAGGAGGCCACAAGAAUGUUGGUGAAACUCAAGGAACUCCAAAUGGAUGUUGACAAUAUGACCCUUGAAAUUAAACGUAAAGAGUCCAACCUGGAUAUGGUCAGCAAUGAAAAGGAAAGGCUUGAUAGCAGGUUGAAGAUGCUAGACGAGACACAUUCCAGAGAAAAGAAACUGUUGGUUGAAGAAGUGGUCAUGUUGAAAAAGCAGAAUGAUAUAAUCCAACGUGAGAUCUCUGAAAAGGAUCGCGAGAUUCUGCAAGCAAAAGCAGAGGUUGACAGCAGAACCACAUCCUUAAGCAAUGCAGAACAUCAAAUACAUAUUAUAAAAGCACAGUUGGAUCAAAAGAACGAACAACUGAAGUCGACACAGCUUGCUUUGGAGGAGAAACGAACUGAUCUGGUUAAGACACAGUCUCAAUUACAUGAAAUGGAGGAUAGGUUUUACUCAAGUACAGCUGCACUACAAGACAAAGCAGUCCAAGACCAUAAGGAUCAAAUACGAGUGCUUCAGCAAAAAUUUAGGGAGGCAGAGCUCACUGCUGAACAGGACAGAUACAUGAAGAAUAAAAUGUCAGAUGAUUGUGCUAAUCUUGUGAAGGAGAAUGCUUUAUUUGGAGCUCAAAUCUUGGAGCUUAAUAAACAGCUAGAGCGAGAACGUGAUUUACGAGAAAGCCGUGAUACCAAGCACGCUACUAGUAUCACUGAGCUUGUGAGCUUCCGAGACAAAGAAAAGCAUCAUCAGUUUGAGUUGAACCAGCUUAAAGAUCAGCUACGAUAUGAAAGAGAACGUGUUGAACAUCUAAUGCAGCAGCUAUCAAAGCAAGAGCAUCUGAACACGACUAGUACUUUAGGGCAUAACACAACCAAGAGCAGACUAGCAGAGCUUGAAGGAAGGCAUGGAGGACUUGAGCAAGAGAAUACGGCUUUGCGUAGGGAUAAGAUGCUCCUGGUCGACCAUGUAUCAGACCUCCAACGACAGCUUUCAGAAAAGGAGCAGGAAGUGAUCAGCCUACAGACACAUGUGCGCUCAAUGGAAUUGGAGUUGCAGGGUUAUGAACGCAAAUCAAUGCUUGAAUCAACUAUCCAGAGUCAGAAAUGGGGCGAGUUUGAGAAGAUGGCUGAAAGCAUGAAAAAGCUAUCGCACAGUAUGACAGCACGAUCAAUGAGCCCCGAUUAUGCAUAACUGUCAAAAGGUUUGGCUCUCUAAACCAGUAUAAGUUUUUAAUUUUCCGAUUGAGUGGUUUUUAAAAUAUUUAUUUUAUAUAAAUUUCUGCCUACUUAUGCAUUAUAUAAUAUUAUAUUGACUUCAUUAAGAUGUUUUUUAGGAUGUAGAAGUUUUCUACCUGGAUUUUAUUUUCACCCUUUUUUGAUAAAUAUUUAUAGUUUGUAUUUCAAAAGAGUAGCAAAAUGUUACUCGGUAAAUAUAAAAAUUCUGAAGGUAAAAGAAAGAAUGAGUAAUGUAAAUAAAUAUAUAUUUUUUAUUCAAACUAUUAGUUUUAAUUAUGUAAUGGAUGAUCAUAUCUCCAUACUACUUUAAUUUUAUUAUAAAGAUAAUAAUGACUAGUACAAUUUGAUUGUGGACAAAUAUAAGACCAGUAUUAAUGGGAAUAUAAAGGGACAUACCUUGAUUACAAUUGUGUGUUCUUAAAAGAAAAUAUAUAAUGUAGAGGUACACUUAAGAUUCUUGUUACAUUAAAUUAAGUCAUUAUACUAUAGUUAAAUAAUCUUAUGUGAAUUCUUAUUUAAAUAUUACAGUUUCAAACCAAAGAUAGCAUAACGCAAUGUAAAAACAGACUUUAAGUUGUAGAUAGUAGGUAAAUUCAACCACUGAUGCGAUGCAGAUAUCCAUUUUUCUGGAGUACAAUUUAUCCAGAUAAUUCUCUUGUUUUAAAAUUGUAUCAAAACAAUAUUAACAAUCAAUCAAUUGGUUCUUUAUAAAGUGCACAUGUUUAUCAAUAGGAAAAUACUCAUUGUAUCAAAUGUACUCGCCCUAAAUUUAAAAUUUUAUAAGAAAGUGCGAGUUUGAAUGCCACUAGUACAGAAUAUUUUCUAUCUGGUGUAUAUUAGAGUUUUUGAAUUUAUAAAAAUUUACAGUAAUGUAAUAUGGAACAGGUAAUCACCAAAAUGAACACAAUUUUGCAAUCAAGCUAUCAGUCCACCAUUCUACAUUAUAAAAUGAAUAAUCCUCUCAAAAAAUGAGUAAUCAUUGCAUUCAUGUAUACACAUAUUUUUAUUAUCCAACUGAUACAAAUAUGGUAAGUUACUGUGAUUGUUUCAAUGUAGAUAGUGUGUUUCCCUUUUGUGAGUGAAAUGGUAAUACUGUAACAAUAUUUUGUUUUAGCUAUAUUUUGUAUUUUAUUUUGAAACCAGAUUAGCAAACAAAAUUGUACAUCUUUUUUUGUAUUCAUUGAGCAAAGAAUCAAAUGAAGAAGAAAGCCAACUUCACACUACAUAAUUUAGUGUACAUAAUUAAAAAAAUAUAUUUACUGUUUCCAUGUUUUCAUUGGCAGGUAAUUAUAACUCAUAACUAAUAGAUUACUUUAAGAUCAAUAAAAAUACAUUCCCAUUUUCAAUAAAGUUUUCUGAUCUUCUAAA
Molecule: messenger RNA, 3000 nt
Organism: Anneissia japonica
Lineage: Eukaryota; Metazoa; Echinodermata; Crinoidea; Comatulida; Comatulidae
Product: myosin-2-like
Exons: 12
Coding region: 101-1588 (495 amino acids)
Source: RefSeq, a predicted model, not a curated record